GCUGCUUGGAACAAAGCACUGCCUACAUUCAGGAAAUAGGGGACAGGCUCAAACAUUAGGUAGGCCUACUGUUGCGCAGGAAGUCCUUGAACACAAAGUCCCCCCCAUCCAUUAAAGCUGGCUCUGAAUUAUAACAAAUGCCUAGUCAUGUGCAGAUGAUGUAGUAACCUUGUGUUUCAGGACAGUUUGAGUCUAUCACUGCAAAAAGCGCAUCCGCAAGAUCCCUGAUGAAUUAUUGAUGUGGUCCCAGUUGGAGAAAGUAGGCUGUCGGGAUAGAUGUGAUAAUUGUGAAUUUGAUGGAAACUUCAAGGCUACCCUAAAGUAACAUGUUUUAGUAUCAUAGCUAAUCACUGUUAUAUUUUCUCCAAGGUUGAUGAUCUUCAGAGUGGAUCUUUGAUAACCUCUGAGAAGAAUAAAACCAAAAAGAACUGGGAACAUGGAGUUCGACUGUUACCAGCACUAUUUUCUUGACGAUUUCGACACAGAGGAGGAUUUUUAUAAGUCGACCGCACCGAGUGAGGACAUAUGGAAAAAGUUCGAGUUGCUGCCCACCCCUCCCAUGUCCCCCACCCGGACUCUGAGCGGAGCUGCUCUGCACCUCUCACCGGGGGACAAGCUCAACUGGCUGUCCAAAGUCCUGGGUCAGGACGAGGAGUGCGAGGGACAGUUCAUCCCGGACACCGAGGAGCUCUUCGGAAACCUCAGCUCCAUCAUCAUUCAGGACUGUAUGUGGAGUAGCUUUUCCGCCAGCAAGCAGCUGGAGAAGGUCAGCGGGAAGGUGUUGCCAACUGCGGCACAGACCGGUGUCUCCCCAGUGGCGCAGAUCUCCGUGAGACCGAGCAAGGCGCAGUGCGUCUCCCCCGGCGGCGCGCUCCCCGCAGCGGCGACAGACUGCGUCGACCCCGCGGCUAUUCUCACCUUCCCGACCAACAGCUGCAGGAAGCCGGCGUCGUCUGGCUCCGAGUCCCGCUCCGAUUCCUCCGAUGAUGAAGAGGAGAUCGAUGUAGUCACCGUGGAGAGCAAGCAGAGCAGGGUGCGGCUUGUGAACGUCAGAAAACCUGUGACCAUCACUGUCCGCGCAGACCCCUGCCCCAAGCGCUUCCACAUGUCUGUCCACCGGCAGCAGCACAACUACGCCGCCCGGUCACCAGAUAGCGAGCCAGAGCAUGAUGACGAGGACGACGAUGAUGAUGAUGAUGAAGAUGAGGAGGAGGAGGAGGAAGAUGAGUAUGAAGAAGAGCCUCAGAGCAAGCGCACCUGCACAGCAUCCAGUCAGAAAGCAGGCUCUUCGCCUUGUGCCUCCCAGCCCACGUCCCCCUCAGAGUCCCCACAAAGCUCGGACACAGAGGACACUGACCGCAGGAAGAACCACAACUUCCUCGAAAGAAAGAGGAGGAAUGAUCUGCGGUCCCGUUUCCUCGCCCUGCGGGAUCAGAUCCCGGGUUUGGAGUCGGCGAAAACCCCUAAGGUAGCCAUCCUGACCCACGCGACAGAGUACCUUGUUAAUCUUCACAGCAGAGAGAAACGACAGCUCCAGGAGAAGAAACGCCUCAAAUCUCGACAGCAGCAGCUUCUCCGGAAAUUAUCUGAACUGAAGCGCUCAUGAGACAAUUGAGUGAUUUUUUAUUUUUUUUUUAUUUUUAUUUUUUAAUGAACUGCCUCAUUCUCAGUCAGAAACUUUACUCUCGAGUUCUGAAGCUUUCAGUUUGUUUUUAAAUAACAUCAUGCCUCAUGUAAACAGCUGUGUGUUUUAUCUGGAAUGGAUUCUUAUAGGUGUGGUCUUCCUGUGAAUUGACUGCCAAUGAACCUGAUGUGGAGAGAAGGAGUUUGUGUGCUGAUUUACUUUGCACAUUUCUUUUUUUUUAGUUAUGAGCAGGGGUAAUGCUAUUGAUUUUAUAGUUAAGAUAUUUCCUGGUGUGAUGUGAUGGGGAAAUAAGAAAAAAAGCUGUUAAUAGUUAACUUGUGUGAUAGUGAACAUUUUGUAGCCUUUAGUGUGUGUGUGUGUGUGUGUGUGUGUGUGUGUGUGAGAGUGAGAGAGAGAGAGAGAGUGAGAGAAAGCUGUUAAGGAUGUCUUAAGUUUGAUCAUUGCACACUUUUAAUGGAGUGAAGUGAGAAUGCCUUUGUGUACAUAAUGAGUGAUGGAGUCAGUUAUUGGUGUGUUUGGAUUGAGUGACUGAAUGUUGGAUGUACAAAUUGUUCUGUAAAUAAUAGCUUAUCCCUCCUGGUGAAGGAGAUGAAAUCAAGAGUUGUCAAUGAGCUUUGCUCCUCUUUAUGACAUGCCAUCAGGCAUCAAGGAAACCUCUAUUUUGUUAAGAAAACCGAAAAAAUGGGCAAAAAAAAAAGAAUAAGUAGCACUGCUGUACUUUAUAUACACACACGUCACUUUGUGAUUUCAAUGCUUCUCCUGAUUUGGGUCGAUUUUUUUUUUAAAGCAUGCUAACAUGGACAGCAAAAUUAAAUUUUUAUACAGAAUUUGCAUAAAAA
Messenger RNA from Labrus mixtus (cuckoo wrasse), 2484 nucleotides. Its product is annotated as protein L-Myc-1b-like. NCBI's taxonomy places the organism in Eukaryota, Metazoa, Chordata, Actinopteri, Labriformes, Labridae. Bases 437 to 1606 code for a protein of 389 amino acids. Gene Ontology annotation, molecular function: RNA polymerase II cis-regulatory region sequence-specific DNA binding; protein dimerization activity; DNA-binding transcription factor activity, RNA polymerase II-specific. The transcript is spliced from 2 exons. The record is from RefSeq and is a predicted model, not a curated record. Gene Ontology annotation, biological process: regulation of transcription by RNA polymerase II.